Messenger RNA from Thecamonas trahens ATCC 50062, 1544 nucleotides. RefSeq lists its product as uncharacterized. The record is from RefSeq and is a predicted model, not a curated record. Lineage: Eukaryota; Apusomonadida; Apusomonadidae. The transcript has a single exon. Bases 639 to 1499 code for a protein of 286 amino acids.
CCUCCUCGCACUGGCUCCCCACCGCCUCCUGGCGUAGGCUCGCCGCCGCCUCCUGGCGCUGGCUCCCCGCCGCCACCUGGCACUGGCUCGCCGCCGCCGAGUGCAGGAUCUCCACCGCCGCCGCUCAUUAGUGUUUCGGCGCCGCCUCCCCCCCCGAAUCAGCAGCUGCUCUCUGUCGAUGGUCGUGUUCGUACUCGGUCUUACUGGUGGAUCUUUUUCUUGGCUGUAACACUGCUGGUUGUGACCUGCUGUGGCUUGUUCUUUAUGUGCUUCUGGCUCCGCGAUGACGAGGCCGAAGCCUUGCUGCUCAAGGGAUCAUCGUCGUCCGGCACGUCGUCAUUGGACUCCUCUGACGAAUCGGGCGUGAUGCUUCCUGUUCUACCGCCCCUGCCACCGAUUCCGCGUGGCCGGUCGCGACGCUCGUCAGAGAGUGACGUACCUGUGUUGCCUGCUCCGCUGCGAGCCCCUGGUUUCCGCCGCGGUGUCAUUCCGCCCCCAAGCCGAAGCGUGCCGCCAAGAUCGGCCGUGCCAUUCGCAAGGAACGCAUUACCGAGAUCUCGGUGGCGAAGCAACUGCCAGGCAUUCCGGCGCUGCCCAAGCUCCCGUCCAAGGUCACCGGCCUCCCGCCGUUGCCAAGCAUGGUCAAGGCAUCGCUUGGCGGAGCAGCUGCGUCGCACGUUUCGCGGAUGGUGCCCCCUGGCGCACAAAAGGCAACGUUGCUUGAUGCACCGUCGUCGUCGUCGUCUCUCAAUUCGUCGGGUGACGGAAGUGACGGGCUCGGUGACCAUGAGCAGUUUAUCGAGGAGAUCAUUCACGUUCGGCCGCGAGGGCCCCGCUUGACCAGGACGUCUUCGAUUCCGAACGCCACCUUUGGCGUCGAUCUCGAUGGCGGCCCAUCAGUGGCUUCGCUCGCCUCUCGUCGCGGCUCACUUGCCAACAUCCUGCGGCCAGAUACCGCUGGCUCGGUAGACUUUGCUGUCGAGCCAGAUGAGCAGUUUGUCGUGACCGAAAUUGCCAGCCCGCACCCGCGUCGCGUCCCGGCCCCGAGCUCGGCACGAAUGGAGCGGUUCAACUCAAGCCCCAUGGUGUUUGACGGGCAGGACUCGUUCAUCAUCAGCCCCAUCGAGUCGCCGCUUCGUAAGACUGCUGCGCGCAAUGCGGCUGCGCGUACGUCCGACUCACCGUCGCGCCGCCCGCGCCGUAAGAGCCUCUCGCUCCGCCGUGCAUCGUUCUCGCGGACCGUGGACUCGCCCUCUGCUCCUUCCCGUGGCAUGACGCCGCAUAGUCCGCGUGUCCGGCCCGUGACUGGCGACAGAGUCGAUGCGACGACCACCGAGACUUCAGAGCUCGCAUCAUCGUCGGCGGCCGACUCGUCGUCGGCCAUCUCGCUCGACUCACCUCGACCAGUUGCCACGCUGUCGGACUUUGAGUCUGCCUCAGCGUCCGGCUCGGAAAGUGGGAGCUUCUCAUUCACUUCGGACGGACCGGCUAUGCCCUAGGCGCCAUGACUCAACUUCAUCUGCAGUAACACCACUAAUUUUCCA